Eucalyptus grandis is the source of this 2105-nucleotide messenger RNA. Its product is annotated as exocyst complex component EXO70H1. Gene Ontology annotation, biological process: exocytosis. The record is from RefSeq and is a predicted model, not a curated record. The transcript has a single exon. Bases 31 to 1944 code for a protein of 637 amino acids. Gene Ontology annotation, molecular function: phosphatidylinositol-4,5-bisphosphate binding. Gene Ontology annotation, cellular component: exocyst. Lineage: Eukaryota; Viridiplantae; Streptophyta; Magnoliopsida; Myrtales; Myrtaceae.
GAGAAAUAUUCAACAUAGACAGAACCAGAAAUGGGGUUGAUCAGAACGCCGGAGAUUUCAGAAGAAAAUGCCUCCAUGUCGAGAAAAGCCAUGUCCACCUCCCUCUCAUCUUCCAAAACGCUCCCGUCGCCCUCCUUUUCGUCCCGAGCUUCUCGCAACGGGAAGGUCGCGCCCUUCUCCAACCUCUCCGUUUCGGCAGUGGAGGAGACCUUGCGAAAUGCCGAAUCCGUGAUCAGGAAAUGGGACCUGAACGCGAAAACCUCGUACACCCGGGUCACCUCCCUCUUCCUCCACGACAGGGAAGAAGCCAAGAGCUUCCUCCAAUCCGCCAAAGACCUGCGCGAGGCCAUGCAUUUCCUCGUCGCCAGCCAUUCGGGCUCCGAUAAGCUAGUUCUCGCUCAGAGCCUCACGCAGAUCGCCAUGAAAAGGCUCGAGAAGGAGCUCUACCACAUCCUCUCCACGAACAGAGAACACCUCGAUCCCGAGUCCGUCUCCCGGAAAUCUUCCCGCCGUUCCGACGGUUCCGGAAACGGAAACGGGACUGCUUCCGAUGACGAGCCGGAGGACAACGUCUCCGAAUCCACCAUGGAGGACGUAAAAUCCGUCGUCGAUUGCAUGAUCAGCGCGGGGUAUGGCACGGAGUGCAUAAAGAUCUACAAGCUCAUGAGGAAGUCCACCGUCGACGAAGGCAUAUAUCGGCUCGGGAUCGAACGGCUCAAGUCUUCUCAAAUUCAGAAGUUGACCUGGAACUCGCGCGAGCUUCUGAUCAAGAACUGGCUGAACGCAGUGAAGGUCGCAGUGCAGACGGUCUUCAAGGGAGAGAGAAUCCUCUGCGACUACGUGUUCUCUGCGUCCGGCAAAAUCGGGGAAUCCUGCUUUGCCGAGAUCACCAAAGAGGCGGCGAUAAACCUGUUCCGGAUCCCGGAAAUCAUCGCGAGAAUCAAAGGAUCGCCGGAGAGAAUUUUCAAAUUGAUCGAGCUCUAUGAAGCGACCUACGAGCUUUGGCCCGAUAUCGAGUCCAUAUUUAAGUUCGAUUCGACAUUGGAUGUCAAAUUACAAGCCCUCUCUGCACUGGUAAAGCUCGGAAACAUGGUCCAAGUGAUCCUGUCGAACUAUGAAGCCACAAUUCAGAAGGACUCUUCGAAAAUUCUCCCGGAAGGCGGCGGAAUCCACUCGCUGACUCGAUCAGUGAUGGAAUUCGCGACUUCCCUCACAAAAUGCAGCUCGACUCUCUCCGACAUCUUGAUGGACCAUCCACCACCGGGAAAUUUGAAUCUGCCGGAGUCCUACUUCAAUGGUCUUAGCGCAGGCGAUAUCCCGAUGUCGCCGGUCUCAGUCCGACUAGCAUGGCUAAUCCUCGGGCUGUUGUGCAAGCUUGACGCCAAGGCCGAGCUCUACAAGGACGUCUCGCUCUCCUACCUAUUCCUCGCGAAUAAUCUGAACUUUAUAGUGGAAGAGGCGAGAUCGACGAACCUCAAGUACCUGCUCGGGGACGAGUGGGUCGCGACACACGCAGAGAAGGUAAGGCAGUAUGCUGCGAGCUACGAGGCGGCAGCCUGGAGCAAGGUCCUCUCAUUGCUGCCAGAGGUGGCGGCCGACGGAGGAUCGCCAGUAAUGUCGCCGAAGGCGGCGGGGGCGUGUCUCCAGAGGUUCGGCGCGGCGUUCGAGGAGGAGUACCGGAAGCAGAUGUCGUGGACAGUGCCGGAUGGGAAGCUGAGGGACGAGAUCAAGGUGUCCAUAGAGAGGAAGCUCGUGCCGGCGUACAGGCAGUUCUGCGAGACGUGCUUAGGGAUCGCAAGAGGUGAUGCAGAGGUGGAAAGGAAACUCGUGAGGUUCGGGGCGGAUGAUCUGGGGAACUACUUGCCGGACUUGUUCCACGGGACGGCGGUUUCAGGGGGUUCGCAGUCGCCGUCAUCUCGGCCUCGAGGGUGUUUGCUUCGGUGAUUUGAAUUGGAUCGACUUGUUUCGUUCUUUCGUACGACGGUGGAGGAUGUGAAUAGAAUAAACUUCUCGACGAUGAGUCGUCGUCGUCGGCUGCUUCUUUCCGAUUCCGUUAACCCUGAAAAUUGUCCUGGGAAAAUAAGUAUCUGUUUCAAAUGGACAAU